AUGGUAGCUCUGGAGGAGCUGCAGAGAUCCACAUCUCAGUGUUCGAUCUUCUUUCAGGUGACGGAGAACAUCAUCUCCAAACAAACCUUCAUUGAGGCGAGAACGAUGCCUCGCUCUUUCAACAACUCAAAGUUCAUGAGCUCCGUGGCCCAGAGGCCGUCCGCCCACCUGACUCUUCGAGACUCCCAAACGGUGCUGCUGUUGAGCUUUUGGAUCCCAUCCUAUCCGACUACCACUCAGGGUCUCCACCAGUCUUGUCGUCAUGUGGUCCGCUCCUGGGCUAACCAGAGUUUUGGAGCUCACCUCCACAACAUGACCCUGACCAAUGGGAAGCUGCGAGUGCCUCAGGACGGGCGGUACUACCUGUACUCACAGGUCUACUUUCGGUAUCCGUCUCCAGCGGCCAGUGAUGGAGACCAGCGCAGCGUCAGCCACCAGCUGGUGCAAUGCGUCUACAAGAAAACAUCUUACCCAAGCCCAAUUCAGCUCCUGAAGGGUGUGGGAACUAAGUGCUGGGCUCCAGACGCUGAGUACGCCCUGCACUCCGUCUACCAGGGAGGACUGUUUGAGCUGAGAGCCGGCGACGAGCUCUUCGUCUCAGUCUCUUCUCCUACAAUGGUGAACGCUGAUGAUUCGUCCAGUUACUUCGGGGCCUUCCGCUUGGACCUUUAAGAGAACGGGACGGGAGAUGACGGAAAACAAAGAGACUAGAGAAAAUACAGAGAAUGAGACAGACACCUUUUUAAAUACAAUGAGCCUGGAUCUUGGGUGUGUGCCAGGACCGACAUACUGACUGAGGCAAAGGUUGGGGGUUUUACACAUUAGCCUGAAUGAUGAACCCUGCGAAAGGUUUGGGUGAAAGGGAAAGGAGAAGAAUGGAUUUGUCGUUCCUACGUUCCAUUAAGAGAGCGAGAUUUUCCAGAGACGUGCAAUCAUAAAUGUGAGGACUUAUUUACAGUCGAUUCUUGCCGUUUGGACUUUACAAAAGAAGGUCCUUUGGACAUCCCCAGUGAACACAUCAAUCGCCGUCAUUUUUCUCUUUUAACAAACUUUGUUUUAAAAAGCAAUACCCUUGGAUUUCUGAACCAAAGAAUGUACACAUCCUUCUUCUGCAUCAAAGAUGUGAAGAAGGACCUUUGAACGGUAG
This is a messenger RNA of Fundulus heteroclitus (mummichog), 1147 nucleotides long. RefSeq names its product tumor necrosis factor ligand superfamily member 10-like. Gene Ontology annotation, molecular function: tumor necrosis factor receptor binding. NCBI's taxonomy places the organism in Eukaryota, Metazoa, Chordata, Actinopteri, Cyprinodontiformes, Fundulidae. Gene Ontology annotation, cellular component: membrane. Gene Ontology annotation, biological process: immune response. The coding region runs from base 1 to 672 and encodes 223 amino acids. The transcript is spliced from 7 exons. The record is from RefSeq and is a predicted model, not a curated record.